CGAUCAUUUUAGGAUCGUCUUUGGAUGAAGUGUCUAUUUCUCCCCGAUAACUUAUCAGCCAGUUUCAUUCUAGUCUAUUUGCAUUUUUCUAUUUGAAAAUUUUUGUCAAGUUGCACUUCUUUCUACUCCCUUUUGUGCAAAUAGUGACUGUACGCAAAACCACCGUUGAUAUUCAUGGGAAACGCUUCUUCUACUAGUGUUUGGGACCUUUCCUCUAAUGGCUCACUAGGACCUUACUAUAUGAAUAACAGUGUUCCCAGAAGUGAUCGUUUGCUUUAUAUGAGGAACAUGUUCUCCCGGUCGACUCGUUCCAGGAGGCAACGAAACUAUUCAACCAGACGAGGAAACAGCACAGAAGAACCAAAAUUGAUUCCCACUCAGUUUUAUUUAGAAGAAAGUACCUUUGUAAAGCUGAUAAAGAAUAAGAUAGUUGCUCCCAGAUACAAAGGAAGUGAAGUCAAGUCCGAGGAAUACCGAUUGGAGUGUCCCAUCUGUUUCUAUUAUUAUCCUGCUUUGAACUACACAGUUUGUUGUAAACAAUGCAUUUGUAGUAGCUGUUUCUUUCGUAUUCAGAGAAAGAGAACUGACAAGUCUGCACCAUGUUCUUUUUGUAAAGCUUCUCUAUUUGAAAUUGUAUAUGAUCCUACAGCUCAAAGCGACAUUGAAAAGAAUCAAGAAUCAGGAAAUUAUUCGGCAGAGCGAGAGAUGGUAGCAGAACUAGAAACCAAAAACACCGAGCUCUCUGCAUGCUCAAAGGUCUCCAAUAGUGGAAUUAUUGAAAAGAAAGAAAGUUUAUCCAGAAACAUUGUAUUAUCGGAUAGCUUCGUUGUGGAAGAGGAUGAAGAUAUUCCAUUCAAUCCCAGAGAAGUGGAAAUUCCUAUAUUUCUACAAAAUGAAGGAUAUACUGAAGAAGACCUUAUGAUAAUGGAAGCUUGCUUUCGUUCGAUGAGAGCAACUAGAGUCUAACUAUAAUAUGUAAUACCUUUUUCAGUCGGGUGCGUUACUACUUCUACGUAUACAUAUAUAUAUAUACAUAUACAUAUUAAAAAUAAAUUGAAUCUAAUCAUU
Molecule: messenger RNA, 1068 nt
Organism: Galdieria sulphuraria
Lineage: Eukaryota; Rhodophyta; Bangiophyceae; Galdieriales; Galdieriaceae
Exons: 2
Coding region: 175-966 (263 amino acids)
Cellular component (GO): cytoplasm
Source: RefSeq, a predicted model, not a curated record